AUGGCAUCUGGCAACAUCGAAGAUCCAGAUAUGGACGGUGCAAUUGGAGAUGGCGAACAGUCGACAGGAGGGACGAAUGAUGCUAUUCCUCGACCAAAGAGGAUUGCCUGCAUAUUAUGUCGCAAAAGAAAGUUGAAGUGCGAUUCAAACAAACCGAGCUGCGGGACAUGUUCGCGUCUAAAUCACCAUUGUGAAUACUCUGAAGAACGGAAGAAGAGCGGCCCCAAGAGGGGCUAUGUCAAACUUUUGGAGGCAAGACUUAAGCAAGUCGAAAACUUGCUAGAAACAAGAGAUGCGACGAGCGAGCUCACGACCCGUCCUUCUCAGCCCACAACGACGGCGGACUCGUUUGCGCCUAUGCCGACUCUAGAUAUCCCCGAUACUCUCGAUACUUCCAUGUCCGGAAUGAUGGCAGACAACGGGUUUACUGAUCCAACCCUGGGGAUGCCAAAUUUCAACAUGAACUCCAACGACGAUUUCUCCUGGGAGAUGAUAGGCCUUGGUCUUGAGGAAGCAUUGCCAGCACGGGAGGUGAUAGAUGAGAUGAAUGAGAUAUAUUUCGACAAAAUCCAUCCUUCCUUGCCCAUGAUUCACAAAGGCCGAUUUUUGGCUUCAAUGGACCUUGCGCCUCAUAUGCGCCCAGCAGUGUGCCUGAGAUAUGCCAUGUGGACCCACGCUUGUGCCAUCACCUCAAAAUAUUCGGCUUACACCGAACACUUCUAUGCACGGGCUCGGAAAUACGCAGAGAUGGACGAAAUGAGAGGGCACGGUGAGGGAAUGAUCACCAUCGCCCAUUCGCAAGCCUGGACCUUGCUUGCCUGCUACGAAUUUCGAGUCAUGUACUUCCCCAGGGCGUGGAUGAGCAUCGGAAGAGCUGCAAGACUAGCUCAAAUGAUGGGUCUACAUCGACAGGAUCGUGUUGGUCUUGACGUGAAACAAACACUACCACCUCCUCGAGACUGGACAGAUCGGGAAGAACGACGGCGAACCUUCUGGAUGGCAUACUGUCAGGACAGAUAUGCCAGCAUCGGGACUGGGUGGCCAAUGGUCAUUGACGAGAGAGACAUCCUCACAAAUCUACCCGCUAGCGAGGAAGCCUUUAAUAAAUGCCAACCAGAGCCUACGCUGCAAUUAUCUGACAUCUUGAAUGGUGAUGGGGCCUCGUCCCUCUCCUCAUUUGGCGGUGUCAUUCUUUUAUCGACAAUAUUUGGGAGAAACCUUACUCAUCUCCAUCGACCAUCGGAUCAAGACAAUGACCAUGAUCUAAAUGGUGCAUUCUGGAAACGUCAUCGAUCUCUGGACAAUAUCCUUCUCAACACGUCUUUGUCGCUACCUCCACCUCUCCGCCUCCCCGCAGGUCUCAAUGAUCCGAACACCGUCUUCCUCAACAUGAACAUCCAUACAGCUACUAUAUGUCUGCACCAAGCAGCCAUAUUCAAAGCUGACAAAAAUCGACUUCCAGCCCAGAUCAGUGCUGAGUCCAAACGUCGAUGCAUAGUUGCCGCGGACCAAAUCACCAACAUCAUGAAAAUGAUCAGCCAUAUGGACAUGUCGAUGAUGAAUCCCUUCCUUGCAUUCUGUCUCUAUGUGGCUUCGCGAGUGUUUGUGCAAUACCUCAAAUCGAGACGAGAAGAUGCUGCAGUCAAAUCAUCCCUACACUUUCUACUUGCUGCGAUGCAAGUCCUCAAAACCAAGAAUCCACUCACUGAGUCAUUCUUGGUGCAGCUUGAUGUUGACCUCGAAGGCAGCGGGCUGGAUAUUCCGAGCAGCUAUUCGCGAUGGAAAUUUGGACACCGCCCUCCAGGUGAAAGUCCUGCUAACACAGACGCUCUGAAAUGCUCCCCGCUCUUUGAAAUCCGAGAGACUCAAGGUCGGGAAACAAUCGGAGCAGUCCAAGGGACCAAUCCCAAGGACGUACAACCCCCCUGGCCGACGGAUGCCAAUGGCUCUGCCGCCACUAGCAACUAUCCAAGUUUAUAUGCGUCGGAAGCGUUGGGCACCAGUGCACAAAUGGCUCAGACGAUGCCAUCUACAAGCGAUGGCUUGGACAAUGGUUAUGGCUUUCCAAUCCAGUCCGUUGGGACAGAUACCUCACCAGACACUUCGCAUCACGACGGAACUGGCUCACGACCGCACUCUAAUCACCCAACCCCUUCGACACUAUCGAAUCAAAACUCAUCGCACACGUCUUACACUUCGCCUCCUAACCAAUCCAGCAGCGGAAACACCGCGAGCAGUGGGCAGGGGCAACCGUCGCCAGGCUAUGUGUUUCCAGGUGGCGCCCAGUCUUCCUGGAACAUGAACAUAUCGACUCAAACGGGACAGGAUACGUCGCCGCAGCAAACUGGUAUGAAUUUCGGCUCUACCGGAAUGACACCUGGUCCGACAGGCCUGACCCCUAUACCCGACUCCCUUUGGCCGACGGAAGGAAUGGCUGAUGGGAAUGAAUGGAUGUUUACGUGGGCCGGUUCGACUCCGCAGCCAUGA
Fonsecaea multimorphosa CBS 102226 is the source of this 2487-nucleotide messenger RNA. RefSeq lists its product as uncharacterized. Gene Ontology annotation, molecular function: DNA-binding transcription factor activity, RNA polymerase II-specific; zinc ion binding; DNA binding. Lineage: Eukaryota; Fungi; Ascomycota; Eurotiomycetes; Chaetothyriales; Herpotrichiellaceae. The transcript has 5 exons. Gene Ontology annotation, biological process: regulation of DNA-templated transcription; DNA-templated transcription. Gene Ontology annotation, cellular component: nucleus. Bases 1 to 2487 code for a protein of 828 amino acids. The record is from RefSeq and is a predicted model, not a curated record.